This is a messenger RNA of Cooperia oncophora, 951 nucleotides long. Lineage: Eukaryota; Metazoa; Nematoda; Chromadorea; Rhabditida; Trichostrongylidae. The record is from the annotation of a GenBank genome assembly.
AUGACGGGGGUAUUCCCGUUCCUCAGCUCGAAGGCCAAGGAGAUCCAGUCGGAUUUUAACAAAGGCGCCUCCAUAGAUCAAGUCAGGGAUAUGAAGCAGUUUGUCGCACACGAACUGAAGUCGUUGAAACUUCAACAUCGUCAGUUAGAAAUGCAUAUCUGUGCUUGUGAAGUGUUACUGGAGAAAAAUGGAGCUGCAGGAGCCAGUGAACGUCUUCGAUUUGAGCAUGAGCUGGUCGCUGGCACAGCCAACAUCGCUGAUGUAAUUUCAUACCUCGAGGAUUGCAUGCUGCGUGAACUCCCGUCCUGGCAGGUACUGUCUCUGGCAUGUCUAGCGUCUCUGGCUCAGAAUGGCUUUUCUGCAAAGCAUUUCCAGUCCUUCCGUGAACACUUCCUCAGGACAUAUGGGUACGAGUACCUUCCGAUACUGCACAGUCUCACUUCAAAACGUCUUCUCAUCGAGAAACCUCGUCCAAUCGUGGGUGGUGCAGGUCCGCCCGCACCUCCUUCUCCUUCGCCCGGUGAUUCCCUACCGACCCUACCGUUUCUAAUCAAGAGACUGAAUCUGGUUCCCACAUCGGAAGAUACCGCGAUAGACCUACGCAACCCGUCUACGAUGAGUUAUGUCUUCUCCGGUGCAUUCACACCGCCGUUUUGUCAAGUUGUCGCCAACGCAAUGGUACACGGUUGGAAUACAAAUGAAUUGAAGAAGACUUUUGGACGAGUACUCGUCGAAGAGAACAGUUAUAUUCCAGCAGAUCGUCGUCCGGACAAUCGUAUGAGGAAAGCGAUCCUAGUCUUCUUCUUAGGAGGCGUCACUUAUGCAGAAGUAGCCGCGCUACGGCUGCUGGCUGUGCAGAAUAACUUCAGAAUUCUUAUCGCCAGCACCAAUAUUAUUCAUAGGGAGACUUAUAUGAAGUAUUUGAGUGAUAUAGAUUCGAGAAUGAUCUAG